AUGAGCGGGGAUGGGGCAGGGCGGGCCUCCGUGGCGGAGGCCGCGGCCGAGGCCGCCGAUGGCGGCGCCUCGGGCUGGGCUGCCGCCGCCGCAGCCGCCGAGGCGGCCGCCGCCAGCCCGCCCGACGGCUGGGGCGCGCUAGCGGCCAGCGCCGCGGCGUCGGCGGAGAGCGCCAUGGAGGGCGCCGAGGCGGAGGUUGCCGUGGCUCCCGCCGACGGCGCUGGCCCUGCGGACGUGUUCGGCCACGCGCUGACGUCCGCGGAACUGGCGCCUGCUGGCAGCGUGGCUGCGCGGCGCAAGGCGGUGUGGCACCCGCUCGGGCAUCUUCGGAAGCGGCUCCGAGAUGCGUGGGGUCUACGCGUCGCUGCUGGUGGGCGUGAGCAGCCGCUGCCAGCCGUGGAGGCGGCGCUGGCUGCCGCCCACGACGCGGUCGUCGACGAGGACGACUGGGCGCUCUUCGGGCCCAGCGACGAGGAGGAGCAGCUCGACGCGGAGGCCGAUGCCAUCGCAGGCCCAGUCGCGCAUGCCGACGCGGACGUGGCCUUGGCAGCUGUGGCCGGCGCGCCAGUGCGGGCGCCCACGCGGGCCGAGGCUCGAGUGGAGCUUGCGCAGCUCGUGGAGCAGACGUGCGCGAUCGCGGAGGCGAAUUCGCGCGCGGAGCGGGACUUCGUCGCAGCGCGCAUGACGCUGCCAUUCCACCAGGAGUGCAGCAACCUCGGCGUUGGCCACCGCCGCGCUGAUGGCAUCCUGCGCGCUGUUGCCGCCGCGUGCGUGUCGGUGCAGAAUCGGGACGUGUGCAAGAUGAUUCGCCAGUUGACGCGAUCCAUCUUGGAGCGAGGUGGCCGAGCACUGACGUGGUCAGAAAGCGUCAGGUAUGACGAGACGCCGAUGCACAUGCGGCUCACGGACACCGAGAAGGCGGCGCCAGCAGCAGUGGACUCAGCCAUGCCAGCGGCCAUCGUGCCCGCCGACGGGCCGCUGAGGCUGGCGCCGAUCAGCGCCAGCUGCUCGAGCUCGCACGUCGCCAAGAUCUCGAACACUGAGCGGGUCUUCUCGAUGCUGUACCACAUCCCCGACGUCGGGUACGUCGGCGUGCGCGUGCCGCUGGAGACGCCCAUCCAGUCCUUGAGCAGGACCACAGGCGAGGUGCUCUACGACGCGCUCAAGGCCAGCCGUCCGCCGAUAGAGGACGACGUGCUGCAGCAGUCCGGCCGACGACAGCGGCUGGUUUGCACGGACGGCGCGAGCGGGAUCACCAAGAUGGAGUCAAAGUGCGAGGUGCACGUGGUCUUCAAGUGGCACACGUGCGCGUUCCACCACGUGAAGGCCGACACCAGCUGCAUGGUGCACGCGGCGAAGGCGCUGCGCUGGCAGGACGGCAUGCGCUCGUUCAGGGCCGCGCUCCGACAGGAGCUGCAGGACACGCUUCAGUACCGCUGCGACAUGUGGCCUUCGCCUGCGGACGUCGCCCGCAACACCAAGUGCUUGGACCUCUUCUUGUCGGAGACGUCGGCCCAUCGGCGACUUCGUCGCGUCGUCAUCCUCUCGCUGGCGACCCGGGACUGGACCGAGAG
This is a messenger RNA of Prorocentrum cordatum, 1574 nucleotides long. The record is from the annotation of a GenBank genome assembly. Lineage: Eukaryota; Dinophyceae; Prorocentrales; Prorocentraceae.